Messenger RNA from Dinoponera quadriceps, 3067 nucleotides. RefSeq names its product tropomodulin (gene tmod). NCBI's taxonomy places the organism in Eukaryota, Metazoa, Arthropoda, Insecta, Hymenoptera, Formicidae. The transcript has 10 exons. The coding region runs from base 300 to 1556 and encodes 418 amino acids. The record is from RefSeq and is a predicted model, not a curated record. Gene Ontology annotation, biological process: pointed-end actin filament capping; myofibril assembly. Gene Ontology annotation, molecular function: tropomyosin binding. Gene Ontology annotation, cellular component: myofibril.
UCGUCGCGGGUUUCCGCGGCGCGCGCGGUGCUUUAGUACCGCCAGCCUCUCCGCGGAACUUGCACGCCCGGAAUAGUUCCGUCUCACGCGGCAGUAAAAGUUUUCCGAAGCGCGCGCUCGCGCACCGAAAUCGGACGGCCGCAUCGGUGGUGUUUCCUCGCCAGCGAGCGAGAUCUUCGCUUCUCAGCCGAUCAGAGGGAGAGAGAGAGAGAGAGGGAGAGACUAGCUAAAAAUUCAUCUCCGUCGAUUUUGCGAACCGACGAUCCUUUGGGAGCGGAUAUCGCGCGGAUAACGCCAAGAUGGACGAGACGGACGCGUUGGUGAGGACGAGCGACGACGGCGUGGUGAACAGCGGAGGUCACGACGACGAUGAGGCGCCCACCGUCGAGGAGACCUACGAGGUCACCACCACCAGGCGCAAGACUGUCCGCACCAGCUACAAGAUCCAAGAGACUUCCUCGUCCACCAAGACAACCACCAUGACGACAGCGGCCAAGUUAUACGGCAAGGAUCUCAGCGAGUACGAUGACAUCGACGUGGAUGAGUUACUGUCACAACUCACACCGGAGGAGAUCAACAUACUCGCCAAAGAAGUGGAUCCCGACGACAGCUUCAUGCCACCUUCGCAACGUUGCAGUUAUGAAUGUGACAAGAGUCCUACAGGACCGCUGAAUCGGAAGAAGCUCAUCGAGCACAUCAACAAGCAGGCUAUGGAGACACCUGAUAUCCCAGAGUUGAAGCCAUACGUACCUGGUGUGGUCAGAGGCAAAAAAUGGGUGCCUCCGCCGCAAGAGAACACGAAAGAGAAGGAGGCGGAGGAACAGAUCGCGAUAGAUCUCGGGGAAGAGUACGAACAAGCGCUCUCGGCAGCCACCCAAGAAGAAAUCAUCGAUCUUGCCGCUAUUCUUGGAUUCCAUUCCAUGAUGAAUCAAGAUCAGUAUCACGCGUCCUUACUGAACUCCGGACAACCGGUCGGGCUCGGCUGGGACGGCGUGACGAAGGCUAGUCAACCGAAAGUCUACCCCAUGGAGCCGCCCAAUGACACAGACGUCGACGCCACCAUCAAACAGGUGCGCGACGACGACUCGGCUCUGACCGACUUGAAUUGGAACAAUAUCAAAAAUAUCUCAGACGAGAAGUUCAUACAAUUGUUCGAGGGUCUGGAGAUGAACACGCACCUCGAAUCGCUGAGUUUGACUAACGUCGGACUGAACGACAAGACUGCACAACGGCUGGCAGACGCUAUAGAGAAGAAUUCGACGCUCAGAGUACUCAACGUGGAGACUAACUUCAUAAGCCCGGCUGUGAUAGUGAGGCUCAUCAGGGGCCUUCUCAAAACGAAGUCCAUCGAGGAGUUCCGAUGUUCGAACCAGAGGUCGCAAGUGUUGGGUAACAAAAUCGAGAUGGAGAUCACCCAGUUGGUGGAACAAAACCCGACGUUGCUGCGACUCGGGUUGCACCUGGAGUUCAACGACGCUAGACAUCGCGUGGCUGCGCAUCUGCAACGCAAUAUUGAUAGGAUACGGCAGUCCCGGCUCGGGGUGGCGACAUCUUAACGCGAAGUGGCGUUCGCCUAGAUCGCCUGCGCCGCAUGGGAAGAGCCUCUCGCAACUAUACCAUUGGCUGGGCCCUGCACUGAUGAUCGCCGCGAUGAUGGCAAUGACGACGACGACGAAGAUGACGACGACGAUAACGUGGUGAGACGCCGAUGAUCGCGCGACUCCCGUUACAGCGCACCGCCGUCAAACGGCCUGCACACACACAUACAUGUACACACGGACAUUCUUCACACACAUACACGCUAUCGUCGAAUCCUCGGACCCUGCGGAGCCCACGGAUCCUCCGCGAUUCGCGUCUGGCUACGCGCUUGCACGUCUCUCUUGGACUCUCGGGAUCUCCUUACUCCUUGGACAACUCGUUCGACGAAUCACAAUCGAGCGAUCCUGUGAGCCUUCGUCGGCGCGUCGGGGAGACGGACGCGGAUGGGGAGCCGAAAAAGCUUCGCGAGAGAAAGUCAGCACGACAAGUUAAUCACGUGAAUGUCUCUCGUCUUUGUUGUUCUCUAAAAAUGCAUACACACACACGUAUAUAUAUAAAUAUAUAUAAAUAUAUAUAUAAAUAUAGAUGUAUAAAAAGUAUAUAUUUAUAUAUAUUCCCGCACCAGAGCUCUAUGUAGCGCGCGAAGAACACUCCAGUGCGGUUUUUCACGGCGUCACGAUGUAAAAUAAAUAUAUUAAGAUAUAUAUUAUAUUAUAUAUAUAUUAAUAUAUAUAUUAAUAUAACGCGGUCGGCGCGUGACGUAUCAAUAAUGUUAAUUAAGUAUAUAUAUAUACAUAUAUAUAUGUGUGUAUAUAUAUUUAUAUAUAUAUGCUGCGAGACGUGCGCAUUAACUGUUAAGUCGUCGGAGAUAAGAUAAUACGUGAGUAGAGAGCCGAAAGGACAGACAACUUUUUUAAUAUAUAUAUACAUAUAUAUAUAUAUAUAUUAAAAUGAUAUACGCGUCGACUCCCGUUCAUUGCUUUAACGUCUACUUAACCGGACUAUUUAAAUAUUUAUACAUACGGAGGAGGAGGAGUAGAAGGAAGAGGAGGAGGAGGAAAAGCUCCUUUCAAUCGAUUCGACCAAAAUUUUCGGCCGACUGUGCGCCGAGCGCGAUCGGGGACGAAUUUUAUACCGCGGUCUCUCUCCGUCUCUCUCCUGUUCCCGUCGGAAUUUUUUUCCCGGCAAACUGUCUUGUUUGUUAUUUCGGUCUCUUUCGUCGCUCGUUUAUACUGCCUGAUUGCGAACCGGUUCGUCUUUUCGAAAUGAGCACGGAAGUUAGUCUCAAUACGCCGCUAUAAGGGAAAUAAACCUGAAAAUGUGAGAAGUGUCGGGACGCGAAAUUCGAUUUCUUUUGUCGCAAAUCAAAUAAUCGUCGUCAACGUGAAAAUGUCGAGGCACACGAAGCUGGCACAAGUCGACGCUCAAUACGACGCACGUUUUAUCGCGACAAGUGACUAUUCCUCUUUUUUAAACGUGUUAAUCACAUCGUGCAUUAAGAUUAAUUAAUCAGCUGUCGACACACANA